CGUUAAUUAAAGAGGUUUUCAUUCAUGCGCGUUGUUAAUUCGUAUAUCGUAUCCGUAUAAUCGUGGUUGUCCACUAAAACAAAGUUGUAAUCAUCUGUAGCGUAGACGAUCUUCGAAGCCGGACUCAUGUCAGUUUGUUUUAAUGCGGUAUACACUCGCUUUAGUUUGUAGUAGAGGCACAGUCUUUCAGCAUGUUUGACAUUUAUACAACGGUGCCCUUCACCAUUAACAGAGGAAAACUACAGAUUGUGAAAAAACUACAGUGCCAACUUCCAUAAAGUUGUGGCACUCUCAAAGGACAUACCCAUGAAGAUUUGGAGCAGAUUCAUAACUGUGGUUUAAAAAAAAAAAACAACAACAAACAAACAUCAUGGAGAUUGGUUGAAACUGCAGCAAAACUCAAACUAAGACCUUUGAUUCCUCAGUUACUAAAAAUAAUCAGUGGCAUCCAACAAAAGACCAGAAAACACAGGUCAUAAGUUGUUGGUUUGUGGUUAAUCACAGUUUAUACAUAACUAAUAGAUUGAGGAGCCAGGAUAUCAUCAAUCAUUAGUUUCUGAAUUAUUGUAUUACAACCAAUAAUUGUCAGUUUAGCCAUUGGCCUGUUGACUUUGUUAGAGCCUAUGUUAGUGACCAUGUUUGGGCAAAGGGGCAAACCUACAAGAGCUAAAGAAGGAGCUAAUACUAAGUGCUAGCUUUUUGAAAACUAAACUGUAAACCUCUCCGACAUUUUCUAACAAAGUCAUUUAAAGUCUUGUUAGUUGAACUUAAUCACCACAAUUACAGGUGAGCUGUAUCUAUUACUUUUUAUUUAUUUUUUAACGUACCAAAUGUCUGACCAAGCCAGGUGACCAAGCUGUCAUACAGACCUUUCAAUCAAAACCUGACAUAGCAGACAUCAUAGCUUGUAGUUGAGAUCUUAUUAAUGGAAGGAAAAUCACCAAAUCACUUAUUAUGGGUUACAAAUGCAAUGAAUGACACCCUAAUGAGCCCUAGAGAAAAAAUAUUGACUUAGGUUAGAGAGAAAUUCAAUGAAAACCAGAGAGUGAGGGCUUUCUGUUGUCAGCCCAACAACUGUACUUGCCUUUUGGGUUAAUAUUAUUGUAGAAUAAGUAGAGAAGUAUACUGUUGGCCUUAGCAGUUGGAUUGCACUCUCUGAAUACGCCUCUUGAUUUUAAAUAUAAAUUGUUGAAAAAAAAACCCAAACAUUUUAAUGUAGCUACUAAUGACAAAAAUACCUUUUUUUUUUAAAGUCUUUUAUUGUUAUUAGCUGGGGGUAGUUAAAAAUUGUUGUACUUGAAGUUAGAAUGGGACCUAAAAUUACAGUAAGCUGUACCGUGCUCUGUGUUCUCCUGGAUGUUGUUGUCACCACUGUCCUUUAUACUCACGGAUCAGACUUGGCCACAUUCCAAAGGGAGGUGUUCAACUUUAACAUCCUUGAGUCGUCUCUGGACUUAUGGGGGACUGUUCUGCUCAGAGCUGUCCUCCUGCUUGGAGCCUCAAUCGGGGUUUCAUGGAACAGAGAGGACGGUCCGCUCAGGGUGGCCAAAUGCAUCACCGUUAUUCUCCUCUUCUCCAUGGUCAUGAUCACCUACACCCUGGCCAAAGUGCUGAUGCUGACUGAGGUGGAGAAGACCGCUGACAUCCUGGCUCGUUGGCCCUGGUUACUGGGUCUCAUGUCCUGGACCUGUGCUUCGUCUCUUGGUGUCACGCUGCUGUGGUGGAUGCUAGGGAAGGAGUCCAGCUCAGUAUGUAGUUGCAGAAGCGGCAGGGAAGAAGGUGGCUCUGAGGACACUGAGAGACUGGUGGAGACAGCUGGUGAGGAGGGGAGUGAUGGGAGGAGGAGGGAAGAAAGCCAGGACAAGGAGAUGACCAGCUCAGGGGCUACGCUGGGACGUCUGCUGUUUUACUGCCGAAAGGAUGGCCGCCUACUGUCUGUAGCGGUGCUUUUCCUCAUCAUCUCUGCUGUGUGUGAAGCCUUCAUACCUUACUACUACGGAAAGGCCAUAGACAGUAUCGUGGUUCACCAGAGCAUGGAGUAUUUCGCAAAACCUGUGAUCACAGUAGCAGCACUGGCCUUAGCUAGUUCUAUUGCAAUGGGGGUGCGUGGAGGUGUUUUCACCCUGACGUUUGCGAGAUUAAACCUUCGGCUCAGGAACCAUCUCUUCAGAACCCUGAUGAGGCAGGAAAUUGCUUUUUUUGAUGAAAACCACACAGGUGACAUCCUUUCACGUCUGUCAGCUGACACCACCCAGGUGAGUGACCUCAUCUCCCAGAAUAUCAACAUCUUCACGAGGAGUGUCAUCAAGGGCGUCGGCUUCUUCAUCUUUAUGUUUGGUAUGUCGUGGAAGCUUACACUGGUGACCAUUAUGGGAUUCCCUUUCAUCGCUCUUGUCUCUAAACUGUAUGGCGAGUACUACAAGAAACUUACCAAAGAGGUCCAAACCACGCUUGCAGAGGCCAAUAAAGUUGCAGAGGAAACCAUCUCGUCCAUGAGGACAGUGCGGAGCUUUGCCAAUGAGUGUGGGGAGGCCGAGUCCUACUAUGGCAAACUUUUGGUCAUGUUCCAGCUCAACAAAAAACAAGCCCUUGCCUAUGCCUGCUACAUGUGGUCCAGCUGUAUCUCAGAGCUGGCUCUAGAAGUUGCAAUCCUCUACUAUGGUGGUCACCUCGUUGUGACCAACCAGAUGAGUAGCGGUGCCUUGAUUUCUUUUUUCAUAUACAUGUUGGAACUGGGAGAAUGUCUGGAGAGCAUUGCAUCAGUGUACACUGGCCUCAUGCAGGGAGUGGGGGCUGCUGAGAAGGUUUUUGAGUAUUUGGACAGGAAACCCAAACAUCCAGCUGAUGGCAAAGAGGCUCCAGAUACGUGCACUGGCCUGGUUGAGUUUAAAGACAUUACAUUUGCCUACCCCACACGACCUGAGACUAAUAUUCUCAAGGGGGUGUCGUUCACUCUGCGGCCCGGAGAGGUCACAGCCCUGGUGGGGCCUUCAGGUAGCGGGAAAAGCUCUUGUGUUAGUCUGCUGGAAAAUUUCUACCUCCCUCAGCAAGGCCAAGUGUUACUGGAUGGAAAGCCUGUUCACACCUUCCAACAUGACUAUCUCCACUCCAAGGUUGCUCUCGUGGGCCAGGAGCCUGUGCUGUUUGCCCGGACAGUGGAGGAGAACAUCACCUAUGGACUGACUGAUGUCCCCAGAGACGCCGUGGUUCAGGCCGCCAGCAAAGCCAACGCACAUGACUUUAUCUCUAUACUCCCUAAAGGCUACGACACAAGUGUUGGAGAGAAAGGCACCCAGUUGUCAGGAGGACAGAAACAAAGGGUGGCCAUCGCGAGGGCUCUCAUCCGCAACCCACGCGUACUUAUCCUGGACGAGGCGACCAGCGCUCUGGAUGCUGAGAGCGAACACAUCGUUCAGCAGGCUCUGAACAACAUUAUGCAUGAUCACACGGUGCUGGUGAUCGCCCAUCGGCUGAGUACAGUGGAGAAGGCUGAUAACAUUAUAGUGAUAGACCGAGGCUGUGUGGCUGAGCAGGGAUCUCACAGUCAGCUGAUGGCCAGUGAAGGACUUUACCACAAGCUGGUGCAGAGGCAGGUCCUGGGCAUUGAGACGGGCACGGAGGUCCUCAACCCUCAUCCAAACCUCCACUGGAAAUCUGAUGGAGGAGGCCAGCGGAGAAAACAAAGUAGCAGUAGCAGCGAGUCUGAAUUUAACGCACGCUACUGAAAAUGAGCUUUAACGUGGGGAAACGUGGUUAGGCUGCUAGUAAAUUUUAGUUUAAGGGAAAUAUUGCCGUUAUUUUGCACAGAUAUAAAGUUCUGUAAACUUUGACCAUUGCUUUCUUUAUUUUAUUAUACAUUUUUUUAGUAAGGGUAGGAAACGCCCUCUGCAGAAUUUUUGGCUGAAGACCUAAAACACUCCCCUUAACUCAAGGAUGUUGGCGUAUUUUUACAUGAAGUCUAAUGGAAAUUGGCAUCAACAAUCUUAAUUGCCUUGAUUAGUAAGUGAUAAUAUUUACCUAUUGUGAUUAUUAUGGCAUAUGUUGAGUUUGUAAGGUGAAAUAUGACUUUAAUGAGAAUGGUCAUUCUUUUUCCAUUUAACUCGUGAUUUGUAGGCCAGGCCAUCUUUGUAGCACCACAGCAGAUUUUUAUGAAACAUCAAAAAAUUCUGGAUAUUGCAUGCAGCCAUAACAUCAAUUUUACAAUAUCUUGAGUAUUUGUUACCAAUGACCGGCUGUAAAUAUGGAAUCAAAUCUAUCCAAUCAUAACAAUGUGGUGGCAUGGAAAUCAGAAGAAAAUUAAUAAAAGGAUAAUCUGAGGCUAACUUUCACUUCAAUAUACUAAAAGCUGUGUGACUGAUGUACUGUAUAAGCUUUAAGUACCUCAUAAUUCAGGAUUUAGGUGUGCUUUUAUACUGUCUUCACUUAGGUAUUGAAUGAGUUUCAUGGUGUGUGUGUCUUUUUUUCAAGGUUAUUUAAGAUUUAAGGUUAUGUAUUUUAUUAUUUGUAACUUAAUCAUGUAAGCAAUAUAAUGCCUGCAAAGAAAAGAUAGGUGCCUUUGUCUGUGGAAUGAAGUGGAUAGAAGGGAUUUUUGUUUAUAAUAAUGAAAAAACCUAUAAACAACCAUGCAAAGCAGUGUAUAUGAAAAAUAAAUACAGGGAAGAAGAACUGUCGUCAAGUACAAGUACUGGAUUAAUCUGUGUGUUGCAUUCAGGGUCUCUUUGUAAAUCCCACACUUUCUGUAAACACAUGAAUAUACUGUUUUAUUUGCA
Molecule: messenger RNA, 4769 nt
Organism: Sphaeramia orbicularis (orbiculate cardinalfish)
Lineage: Eukaryota; Metazoa; Chordata; Actinopteri; Kurtiformes; Apogonidae
Gene: abcb9
Product: ATP-binding cassette, sub-family B (MDR/TAP), member 9
Exons: 12
Coding region: 1308-3725 (805 amino acids)
Biological process (GO): transmembrane transport
Cellular component (GO): membrane
Molecular function (GO): ATP hydrolysis activity; ABC-type oligopeptide transporter activity; ATP binding
Source: RefSeq, a predicted model, not a curated record